UCAUUGUCAAAUUCCUAUUUGUAGAAGUUUGUUUUGACGAACUUAUACGAUUUUUUAUAUUAUCUAACGUAUUUAUUUACUUAAUAGUUAAAUGACUAUAUCAGUAUAGUUUAGAUUAUAAAAGAUAAAAGUAAUCGCUUUCUUCAUGCGGUAUUCAUAUUUUCUAUUAAAUGUUCCAUUGUUUUCUUUAUCACAUAUUGUUGGCAAACCGUUCAGUCGCAUUGCAAGUGUAACGCCCAUUAUGGAGUCUCGUCGUCAAGCUUUACUUCUGUCUUCAUCAAAUUGCCAUGGAUAUUCAUUGCUCGAGUUUGCUAAAGAAGAAAUAACCUCAUUUUUACAGAAAAAUAAUGUCCAUGAUCUAAUCUUUGUGCCUUACGCUCAAAAUGAUUUUGAUGGUUACACAUUAAAAAUAAAACAAAUUAUAGAUCCGUGGGGAUUUAACGUAACAGGACUUCAUACAUAUCCAGAUCAGCAAGCUGCAGUUAAUUCUGCUAAAGCAAUAUUUGUUGGCGGAGGCAACACUUUCCUCCUCCUGAAGCGUCUUUAUGAAAAGAACCUGGUCAAACUUAUCAGAAGUAGAGUUGAUGAAGGUAACCUUUUGUACAUAGGCAGCAGCGCCGGAACAAAUGUGGCUACUAAAAGUAUAAACACAACUAAUGAUAUGCCUAUUGUUUAUCCACCAACUUUUGAUGCUAUUGGAAUUGUCCCAUUUAAUAUAAAUCCACAUUAUAUUGAAAUGGAGAGUAAGACUCAUAAAGGAGAGACAAGAGACCAAAGAAUCAAUGAGUACUUGGAAGUCCAAGGUGGCCCCGUGCUUGGCUUGCGGGAAGGAUCAAUGUUACAUGUUGAUGCAUCCAAACUAAUUAUUAAAGGAAUUGCUGGUGCUGUUCUCUUCAAAAAGGGCCAGGCUAAAACAGAAAUCCCAGUUGGUGAAGAUGUUUCAUUAUUGUGCAAGGAUGUCAACAGUGUCAGCUAAACAUUAGUGUAUGGAAUCUACGAGAAGUUCAGUGUGAUUCAUUAUAAUCAUUAUACACAACAAGUUAUUGUUUAUUUAGUACUCAAUGUAUACACGGUGUAACAUGAGUAAACCGAAUAAUUUUAACAGCGUAUUCCUGAUCAUAUUUAGAGACAAAAAUGUCCUAUAAACUUUUUUGAAAUUCGCCUAGUUUCAGAGAUAUUAUUAAUUAAAAAAAAAACAAGUUUUUAUUGUUACAUAGUGUACGAGGCCUUUUUGAUGGUGAUGUUGCUGCUAUGGGACGUAGUCUAAAUAUCCUUAUUGAUAGAUGUCAAAAAGUGACCAGUAACACUUUGCAAAAUGUAGGUUUUACGAAAAAAAAUUGUAAAAAUCAAUGUUAAGUGACAAGUUUACCAAUAACAUUUAUUUUUUAUGAACAAAUACAUUAAAAAAAUUGAAAAAACAAAACAACAAAAAAAAAUAUUUUUUGGCGAAAUUGACUUAAACUUAUAUUAAAUUUUUUACUUCUUAUGACCUCAGAAAUGCGUGGUUAAAAUUAUUCGGUUUCCUCAAGU
Molecule: messenger RNA, 1530 nt
Organism: Cydia fagiglandana
Lineage: Eukaryota; Metazoa; Arthropoda; Insecta; Lepidoptera; Tortricidae
Product: probable alpha-aspartyl dipeptidase
Exons: 3
Coding region: 146-976 (276 amino acids)
Biological process (GO): proteolysis
Molecular function (GO): serine-type peptidase activity
Source: RefSeq, a predicted model, not a curated record